AUGGAAUCGAAUCAUGCGAAGAACAGUCUUGACCGCACUUCUAAAGGCACUCGCGAUAUCAGUGAACUGAAGAAGUUGCCGUGGUAUACGCCGGAAAUAGGUAACAAGCUCAACGAAUCGAUGCAAACGUUGUUGGAAGAGUAUGGGAGUAUUCCACGAUACCUUCAAGAAGCACACAUUCAUCGGAUCCGUGACGCAGCAUUUGAAGCCCUACCGAUCGGAACAAUUGGCGAAUUCUGGUUCCUUGUCCUUGGACUCGCUGAGCAUCCCAUGUACGAUCGCAUCGUCAAGCGACUGGCACUUGGUGAUGACAAUCCCCAACCGACCUUGAUCGAUUUAGGGGCCUGUCUUGGUCAAGAUAUACGCAAGCUGAUAUACGACGGGGCAUCGCCUGAUCAGCUUCUAGGCGUGGACAAGUUCCCGCAAUUCUUAACUGUAGGCCACGAACUAUUUCAGGACCACACAGUCACCAAAUCAUGCUUCAGAACCGCAGAUAUCUUUGGCGAAGAGGAAGCCGGUAUCCUUCGCACGACCAGAGGCUCUUGGGAUAUCGUGACUUCCGCGCAGCUGCUGCAUGCAUUCGACUGGGCGAAGCAGAAGCAAGUCGUAAAUCUCAUGUUCCAAUUAGCACGUGGGAAAGGCAGCUGGAUAGCGGGUUUACUUACUGGUGGCCUGCAAGGUCAUUCAGUUCCUGUUCCACCUCCACUGGUUCCUGCCGGCGUACAUGUGGAACGUUACAUUCACUCAGCCGAGACACUGCGACAGCUCUUUCAAGAAGCAUCCGAUGAAGCGGGACUGUCUGUCAGCAUUGAUGUGCGAUAUCAAGAGGACCCUAAAAGCUUGUACACGAGUGAAAUCACAAAGGGUUUCUUUACUUCUCCAGAGGCGAGGCUUUUGUUUUAUUUUGUCGAGAUUUUUUGA
This is a messenger RNA of Bipolaris victoriae FI3, 921 nucleotides long. RefSeq lists its product as hypothetical. Bases 1 to 921 code for a protein of 306 amino acids. Lineage: Eukaryota; Fungi; Ascomycota; Dothideomycetes; Pleosporales; Pleosporaceae. The record is from RefSeq and is a predicted model, not a curated record. The transcript has 2 exons.